This is a messenger RNA of Melampsora larici-populina 98AG31, 2071 nucleotides long. RefSeq lists its product as uncharacterized. Gene Ontology annotation, biological process: N-terminal peptidyl-methionine acetylation. Lineage: Eukaryota; Fungi; Basidiomycota; Pucciniomycetes; Pucciniales; Melampsoraceae. Gene Ontology annotation, cellular component: cytoplasm; NatA complex. Gene Ontology annotation, molecular function: protein binding; protein-N-terminal amino-acid acetyltransferase activity. The coding region runs from base 83 to 2071 and encodes 662 amino acids. The record is from RefSeq and is a predicted model, not a curated record. The transcript has 5 exons.
AUCACUUCAAGCUAAAGACUCAAAUCAAACAUAUUACUUCCUCAAGCAACCUUCCUUCAUUCUCAUUAAUCAAGAAACAAAAAUGGCUGCAAAGGCAAAGGCUGCUGCCAAACGGGCCUCAAACAACAAAAAACUACCUAAUGCUACACAAACUAAAACCAUUGCUAUGCUUCAACACGAUCCUACCAGACCACCACCUCUGAAUCCAAAAGACCAAAUCAUCUUUAAGGAAAUCCUCCAUCAAUACGAAAACAAACAAUACACGGCUGGAUUAGAAAAUUGUAAUGCUCUCUUAGCUAAAUACCCUGGUCAUGGUGAAACUACCGCAAUGGCCGGUUUACUUCAUCACUCACUCAAUGAUAAACAAAAAGGUCAUACAUUAGUCAAGGCUGGUAUGAAAGCUGAUUUCAAGUCACACAUCGUUUGGCAUGUCAAUGGGAUCAUUACAAGGGCUGAUUUGAAUUAUGCAGAAGCCGUCAAAAGUUAUGCUCAAGCUCAUCGACUUGAUCCUGAAAAUAAUAAUAUCUUACGUGAUUUGGCUGUACUUCAAAUUCAAAUGAGACAGUAUGGUGCUUAUGUCGAAUCACGUUGGAAAAUGUUACGAAUCAAUAAAAGGUCUCGUACAGCUUGGAUUGCACUAGCGGUGGCCUACGUUCUCAACGAUCAAAAAGAUGCUGCACUCGAAUUAUUGGACGCUAUGGAGAACUUUGAGGUUACAUAUGAGCCUGAUCGUUGUUUUGAACGCUCUGAGCUCACUCUCUUCAAGGCUUCUAUCACAACACCACCUCAAAAAGCACUCGAGUACCUAGAGAGUCAUUCAACCGAUGUAUUAGAUCGAUCUGGUUAUCUGUUGGCUCGCGCACGACUCCUCACGGAUCUUGGCAGAACCGAAGCAGCUGAAUGGGCUUGGCUCGACCUCAUCGAUGGUAACACGGAAAAUCGGACUUAUUUGAAUGGUUAUAUCAAUACCAAAACACUCGAUGGGCAAUCGUCGAAUAUGGAAGUCUUGACAAAUCUUACUGAACGUUAUCCUGCUUCUAAACUCAUUCAGCGUACCAUCCUCGAUCACAGCUUUGGCACUCAAUUCGAAGCUGAAUUAGAGUCAUAUCUUUACAAUAGAUUUAGCAAAGGCAUUCCCUCAGUCUUCAAUGAUCUUAAGCCACUUUUGGCUGAUCCUGAAAAGGCUCGUAUCAUUCAAGCCGUUGCAGAACGGUUACGAAGUCAAUUUGAACAUAGCAGUGAUGCUAACAAAGAAUCACCUUCGACUUAUCUUUGGAUCUUACAUUUCUUGGCUCAACUUUAUUCUUCUUCACACUUUGGACUCACUUCUCAAGCGCUAGAAGUCGCUCAACUUGCCAUCCAACAUACACCUACUCUUCCAGACCUCUUUCUCUCAUUAGCUCAUAUCUAUAAACGAGCAGGGGCUUUUACAAAAGCAGCAGAUGCGUUAAGAGCAGCGCGAGAGUUAGAUGGUCAGGAUCGAUUCUUGAACUCGAAAUGUGCAAAGUAUAUCCUGCGGUCAAUUCGAGCUCAGACCGAUCGAGAAACUCAAUCCAAACUGCUUACAGAGACAAGAAAGCUGAUCGGAAUUUAUACACGUAAGGAUGCACCUGAUCCAGUGAGCGAUUUAGUAGAGAUGCAGGCAAUAUGGUACGUAGCCGAAGAAGCUGAGGUCGGGUUGAGAGUGGGUGAUUGGGGUGUUGCAUUGAAGCGCUUCCAUCAGAUUGUUGACAUCUAUCGAGUAUGGGAGGAAGACCAAUACGACUUCCAUACGUAUUGUACACGUAAAAGUACACUCCGAUCAUAUACCAACUUACUCAAGUUUGAAGAUACCCUUUACACUCAUCCUCAAUACUUUCGAGCCGUUUCACAAGCGAUUCAAAUAUAUUUAACACUUCAUGACCGUCGUUCAGCUAAAGAUAACACAAAUGGAAAACCUGAAGAGACUGCAAUGAGUAAGAAAGCAUUAAAGAAAGUAAAGAUGGCCGAGAUGAAAGCAAAGGCACAAGCUACGAUUGAGGCUAAGAAAGGUAAAUGUUUCUCGUAUUUUACUGGUUUUGAUCAAAGCUGA